GGCGCUGAACGAUGCCCAAAAAACGUCUCUCACCUUCAUAAACAAACAAACCUCAAGAAGCUCUUUCUCACUAUAUUAUACAAAACGCAUUUCCUGUACAUGCACUUGAUUCUCUAGCUUUACUUUGCGUUGCUGGUGCCUCUCGUCUCUCUGCAGUGAAGAGUCAAAAUGGAAAACAAUUGUGGUGAGGUGAGUGUGAGAAACUCAGGGUUUCCUCGUGUAGCCCUCAAUGAACGGAUUGUUUCUUCGAUGUCACGCAGAUCUGUGGCUGCUCAUCCCUGGCAUGACUUGGAGAUUGGACCAGGUGCUCCAGCAGUUUUCAACUGUGUGGUUGAAAUCGGAAAAGGCAGCAAAGUUAAAUAUGAACUUGACAAAACAAGCGGCCUUAUAAAAGUUGAUCGUGUUCUAUACUCUUCGGUUGUUUACCCCCACAACUAUGGGUUCAUUCCCCGCACAAUUUGUGAAGACAGUGAUCCUAUGGAUGUCCUCAUACUGAUGCAGGAGCCUAUUCUACCUGGUUCGUUCCUCCGCGCUCGUGCUAUUGGUUUGAUGCCCAUGAUUGAUCAGGGUGAAAAGGAUGACAAAAUCAUUGCAGUAUGUGCUGAUGAUCCAGAGUUCCGCCAUUACAAGGACAUCAAGGAGCUUCCUCCACAUCGCCUGGCUGAAAUCCGCCGCUUCUUUGAGGACUACAAGAAGAAUGAGAACAAGAAGGUUGACGUGGAAGACUUCUUGCCAGCCGAAGCUGCAGUUGACGCCAUCAAAUAUUCCAUGGAUCUGUAUGCAUCGUAUAUUGUCGAAUGCUUGAGGCAGUGACAAGUUUGAUGACUAACUAAAGAAUGGCUGUGAUCACUUACUUAUUAUAUCUAUUUUCCAUUCCUGUUUCCUUUCUGUCUGCAAAUCUGCUAAUACUCUUUUUAAGUAUUCAGGCAUUACAGUGCUUAUGCUACACUUUGACAUGCUAUCCAAGUCCUUAUCUUGGCAGUUUCUGAAAUCAAAAUUUAUUGUAAGCUGGGUUCUGAUUCUUCUGAACCUGAAAUGAUGGCUAUAGUUUCUUGUAUCUU
Molecule: messenger RNA, 1061 nt
Organism: Tripterygium wilfordii
Lineage: Eukaryota; Viridiplantae; Streptophyta; Magnoliopsida; Celastrales; Celastraceae
Product: soluble inorganic pyrophosphatase-like
Exons: 9
Coding region: 169-813 (214 amino acids)
Biological process (GO): phosphate-containing compound metabolic process
Cellular component (GO): cytoplasm
Molecular function (GO): inorganic diphosphate phosphatase activity; magnesium ion binding
Source: RefSeq, a predicted model, not a curated record